Apodemus sylvaticus (European woodmouse) is the source of this 918-nucleotide messenger RNA. RefSeq names its product protein CTLA-2-alpha-like. The record is from RefSeq and is a predicted model, not a curated record. The transcript has 5 exons. Bases 152 to 568 code for a protein of 138 amino acids. NCBI's taxonomy places the organism in Eukaryota, Metazoa, Chordata, Mammalia, Rodentia, Muridae.
GCUGGCUUGUGACCUCUGUUCUGCGGGCCAGGCUGAGGCUUCAGGAAAGGGCUAGCCAGUGUUCCAGGCAGGAAAAGGUGGAGCCACAGGCUGCUCUGGUCGAUCACCACCAGCCUCCUUUGUCAGUUGCUCUUAGGAGGCCCUGGACAGCAUGGCUCUGGUUUCCAUCUGUGAACAGAAGCUGCAGCACUUUAGUGCUGUCUUCCUGCUCAUCCUCUUCUUGGGAAUGACUUCAGCUGCUCCAUACUCCGAUUCACGUUUGGAUUCUGAGUGGAAGGAAUGGAAGAUGGAAUUUGCAAAAACCUACAGCCCGGAUGAAGAAGCACACAGAAGAGCAGUGUGGGAGGAGAAUAAGAAGAAAAUUGAGGCGCACAAUGCAGACUAUGAGCAGGGCAAGACCAGCUUCUCCAUGGGCCUGAAUGAAUUCAGUGACUUGACUACAGAAGAAUUCAGGGCAAAUUGCUGUGGAAACAUAUAUAGAGAAGAAAUGGCUCCUGAUUUGCCUGAACCUGAGGAUUUUGGAAAUAACAGCUAUCUGACUCCUGGGAGGGAUCAGCAGCAAGAGUAAUAGUUGUGGCUUGAUUGGUAACAACAGCAUAGCCUAAGAGUGAAGCAAGUGCUCUGCCAUUGCCUUGGGAGUCUUCUGCCUCCUGAUGUGAGAGGAAUGAUGCUGGAGAGGCUGAACAACAGGAGGCAGCCUGCCACAGCAUCUAGCACAUGCUGUGUGUAGUGCAACAUUGAAUUCAUGUAAGAUCAGCACUGUGGUCUGAGCUCUGAAGCACAUUCAUGCUAAUAAAACUACCAGAUUUACCAUGCCUUAAAGUUCUUUAAAUAAUUCCUAUAAGGAUCUUUAAUUUUUUCUUUAAAAACCUGAAUAUAUACCAUGACAUCUUAAAAUUAAAGCUAGAUUUUAAAUUA